This is a messenger RNA of Pterocles gutturalis (yellow-throated sandgrouse), 1224 nucleotides long. RefSeq names its product tripartite motif containing 47 (gene TRIM47). The record is from RefSeq and is a predicted model, not a curated record. The annotation marks the transcript as partial. Gene Ontology annotation, molecular function: protein binding. NCBI's taxonomy places the organism in Eukaryota, Metazoa, Chordata, Aves, Pterocliformes, Pteroclidae. The transcript is spliced from 5 exons.
GCCCAACAAGCCAAAUUCCUCAGCGAUGUGGAGAAUGAGCUGGAGGAGCUGGCGGUCACCAUUGCACAGGCGAAGAAGAUGGUGGCACUCAUUAAGGGCGCUGCCACGAAGGAGAAGGAAAGAGUCGAGAAGCUCUUUGCAGAAGCCUCCGAGGCCCUGGCGACCUUCCAGAAGGAAGUGGCGGGUUUCAUCGAGGACGGGGAGCGCUCCAUGCUGGGGGAGGCCGAGGCUGAUCUCCGCUGGAAGGAGGAGAGGCGAGCCAAGCUGGCCCAGUGCAAGCAAAACCUGGAGAACGUCCCCAGCACUGACACCAUCUACUUCCUUCAGGAAUUUCAAGCCUUAAAAGUAGCCAUGGAAGAAACCCUCUCCCCGACUCCAAGCUUCCCGAACGAGCUGAACUUCACCAAAUGCACCCAAGCCGUGGGCGCCGUGAAGGAUGUGCUGUCCGCCGCCUGCAAAAACCAGUGGGACCGCCUGCAGGGGAAGGGAGUGGAUGGGCUGAGUUUCCAGGAGGUGGAGGAAGCGCCAGCUGAGUCCCGGUUUCCAGAGAAGUCAAACAAUCCCGCCUGCCUGGAGAGCCGCGAUUACUUCCUGAAAUUUGCCUUCAUCAUUGACCUGGACAGUGACACGGCCGACAAGUUCAUCCAGCUGUUUGGCACCAAAGGGGCCAAGCGGGUGCUGUGCCCCAUCCCCUACCCGGAGAGCCCGACCCGCUUCAUCAACUGCGAGCAGGUGCUGGGGGUGAACCUCAUGAAUCGGGGCAACUACUACUGGGAGGUGGAGCUGAUCGACGGCUGGGUCAGCAUCGGCGUCAUCGCCGAGGACUUCGACCCCCGGGAGUCCUACAACCGCGGCCGGCUGGGGCGGAACGAGAAGUCCUGCUGCCUGCAGUGGAACGGACAGAACUACGUGGCCUGGUUUGGUGGCUUUGAGUCCGUCAUCCAGCAGCCAUUUUUCCACACGAUUGGGGUCUUCCUGGAGUAUUCGGAGAAGGCGCUGACCUUCUACGGAGUCAAGGACUCCAAGAUGACCUGCCUGCAGCAGCUCAAGGUCUCUCAUUUUGCCAAGGGUCAGUUUGACCCAUUCCAGAACAAGAUCAACCACCAGUUCGCCUCUCUUUUCUUGUGCAAGCUGAAACCAGCCUUCUUCCUGGAGAGCGUCGAUGCCCACCUGCAGAUCGGACCGCUGAAGAAAGAUUGUGUUUCGGUGCUAAAGCGUAGGUAA